CCACAACGUUUUGACUUGUGAACGAGAAAGCCAAGUGAAGCAACAAGCAGCUGAAGCAUUUCGAGAGCAAGGCAUAGGGCAUGGGGUCCUUGGCACCAGUUGAGAGGCCGCACGCCGUGAUGAUCCCCUACCCGGCGCAGGGCCACAUCACGCCGAUGCUGAAGCUGGCGAAGCUGCUCCACACCAGGGGCUUCCACAUCACCUUCGUCAACACCGAGUUCAACCACCGCCGCCUGAUGCGCUCGCAGCCGCAGGGUGCGGGCACGCUGCAUGGCCUGCCUGCGUUCCGGUUCGCUGCCAUCGCCGACGGCCUUCCGCCGUCCGACCGCGAGGCCACACAGGACACCGCUGCGCUGUCCUACUCUACCAUGACCACCUGCCUCCCGAGACUGAAGGAGCUCAUCAUCAAGCUCAACGAGGAGGCCGGGACCUCCGGCGGCGCGCUGCCGCCUGUGACCUGCUUGGUGGCCGAUGGCACCAUGUGUUUUGCUCUUGUCGCCGCGCGGGAGCUCGGCCUCCGGUGCGCCACCUUCUGGGCCCCCAGCGCCUGUGGUUUCAUGGGCUACUGCUACUACAAGGGUCUAAUAGAACGUGGCCUCUUCCCUCUCAAAGAAGAGGCGCAGUUGACCAAUGGAUACUUGGACACGAUCAUAAACUGGAUACCCUCGAUGCCCAAGGACCUGCGGCUGCGUGACCUCCCGAGCUUCGUGCGCUCCACGGACCCCGAUGACAUCAUGUUCAACUUCUUCAUCCACGAGACGACCGCCAUGUCGCAGGCGUCGGCGGUGAUCAUCAACACCUUUGACGAGCUCGACGCGCCCCUGCUUGAUGCCAUGUCUAAGUUCCUACCACCCGUCUACACGGUGGGGCCGCUCCAUCUAACAGUUCGCAACAACGUGCCGGAGGACAGCCCUCUCAUCGGCAUCGGCUCCAAUCUAUGGAAGGAACAGGACGGGCCUCUCCGGUGGCUCGACAAUCAGCCGCCGGGCUCCGUGGUGUACGUCAAUUUCGGGAGCAUCACGGUGAUGUCCAACGAGCAUUUGCUGGAAUUCGCGUGGGGGCUGGCCAACAGCGGCUACACCUUCUUGUGGAACGUACGGCCUGACCUUGUCAAGGGACACGACAACGCCGUACUUCCACCGGAGUUCUCGGCGGCGACAGAAGACCGAAGCAUGCUCUCGACAUGGUGCCCGCAGGAGAAGGUGCUGGAGCACGAAGCCAUAGGGGUGUUCCUCACGCAUUCUGGGUGGAACUCAUCGUUGGAAGGCAUCUGCGGCGGUGUGCCGAUGGUGUGCUGGCCCUUCUUCACGGAGCAGCAGACCAACUGCCGGUACAAGUGCACGGAGUGGGGCAUCGGGAUGGAGAUUGGGGAAGAGGUGACGAGGACCGAAGUCGAGGCCAUUCUACGGGAGGCCAUGGAGGGGGGGAAGGGCCAAGAGAUGCGACGGCGCGUGCUGAAGCUCCAGGAGAACGCCGUUGCCUCGGCGCGGCAUGACGGAAGGUCCAUGCGUAAUGUUGAUAGGCUCAUCCAAGAAGUGUUGCUGGCUUGAUACAAGCAAACUGGUAAAUAAUAAGAGAGUGAUAUUUGUGCACCCACCCAUAUUGCAUCCUCGGUGCACCCACCAUAAAAAAACUUAGUUAAAUUUUUUUUUAAAAAUCUAGAACUUUGUAGAUAUGAUUAUGGCCAAAUGUUUUUGGUGCUUGCAAAAUUUGGUGGGGAAAUAACAUCCGAGAUAUCUGUAAAAAAAAGUUUACCCUGAAAAUAUAUGAAUAGUAAUGUGAGUGCAGAGCAUCAUCUGUAUUUUGUUCUGUAUGGAGAUCACUAGUUCUUUUUUGUUGACAAAACUUUGCAAGCUCCUAAAAUAUUUGCUCAUAAUCGCAUCCAUCAAGUUAAAAAAA
This is a messenger RNA of Hordeum vulgare subsp. vulgare (domesticated barley), 1899 nucleotides long. RefSeq names its product 7-deoxyloganetin glucosyltransferase-like. Lineage: Eukaryota; Viridiplantae; Streptophyta; Magnoliopsida; Poales; Poaceae. The coding region runs from base 81 to 1550 and encodes 489 amino acids. The record is from RefSeq and is a predicted model, not a curated record. The transcript has 2 exons. Gene Ontology annotation, molecular function: UDP-glycosyltransferase activity.